Messenger RNA from Triticum turgidum subsp. durum (durum wheat), 3576 nucleotides. NCBI's taxonomy places the organism in Eukaryota, Viridiplantae, Streptophyta, Magnoliopsida, Poales, Poaceae. The record is from the annotation of a GenBank genome assembly.
AUGGGUUCGCUGCUGAUACCGUUGGUGAGCAGCGUCGCCGCCAAGGUCGGCGACACGCUGGUGCGCGAGCUUCUGCGCGCGUGGGGCCUGGACAAGGCCCGUCGGAAGCUGGAGCAGCACCUCGCGGCCAUCCAGUGCAUCCUGCUGGACGCCGACGCCAAGAGCCGCACCAACCCCGCCGUCUGCCGGUGGGUCAAGGACCUCAAGACUGCCGUCUACCACGCCGACGGCAUCCUCGACGACUUCCGCUACGAGGCGCUCCGCCGCCGUGCCGCUCAGAUCCGUCCCCACUCCACCGCACGCAAGGUGCUGAACUACUACACCUUCAAUAGUCCGGUUGUUUUCCACGUCUCCAUGGGCAAAAGGAUUAAGGAUUCCCUUGAAAUGAUAGAUGAAUUGGUUGUGGAGAUGAAUAAUUUCCACUUCCUACAACAUGCUGAGGUGCCAACCCUUGUUCAUCCGCAAACACACUCUCAUGUCGAUGAAUUGAAAAUUGUCGGUAGACAAGAUGAGAAGGAACAGGUGGUGAAGAUAUUGCUUGGCCACGCCCACAAUGAUGGAAAUAAUAAUAAUGUGAUGGUGCUACCAAUAGUUGGUAUGGGGGGAAUUGGUAAGACCACCCUUGCUCAACUUGUGCACAAUGAUCAGAGAGUGAUGCACCAUUUUGAGUUGGUCAUAUGGGUUUGUGUCUCUGACAAGUUCAUCAUCGAAGAAAUAAUACGGUCUAUAAUACAAGUGGCAUCGAAGGAGAAAUCUAAAUUUACCAAUAUAGAGGCACUGCGGAAGGAACUUACUGAAGUGUUGGGUAAUAAAAGGUACCUCCUAGUGUUGGAUGAUGUUUGGAACGAGGACAGACAAAAGUGGGAUGAUAUGAUAUCAUUGGUAUGCUCACAUGCUGGCUCGGGUAGUGCUAUAAUUGUGACAAGCCGCAGCAAUCAAGUUGCUUCUAUCACGGGCACACUUCCUCCACAUCACAUAUCACUUCUAGAUGAAGAUCAAUCAUGGGAGCUUUUUCAUAGAAACACAUUUGGAAGGGGAGUGGAAAAGCAAGAGGAAUUGAUUUUAGUGGCUAAGAAUAUUGUGAACAAGUGUAAGGGAUUACCUCUUGCUAUCAAGACCAUAGCAGCUUUACUUCAUUCAAAGCAUCACAGUCAAUGGUUUUCUGUUCUGGAUAGUGAUGUCUGGAAGGAUGAUAUCCUCACAACUACCGGAAUUGUACCUGCAUUACAGCUGAGCUAUGAUCACUUGUCAUCGGAAGAAAAAAUAUGUUUUUCUUUAUGUGCUAUUUUCCCCAAGGAUAGCUUGAUGGAUAAAGACAUGUUAAUUCAUUUGUGGAUGGCAAAUGAAUUUAUUGCGUCAGAAACAAGAGGCCAACAAAUUUUUGAUGUGCUAGUUUGGAGAUGUUUCCUCCAAGAUUUGAAUAUUCAAAAGACUUUGCUCUCUAGUUUUGAUGAGUUCAUCCACAGACCAACCACUUGCAAGAUGCAUGAUCUCAUGCAUGAUCUUGCUGACUUGGUAAGCAGAAAUGAUUGCUCCAUUGUGCAAAUAGAUCAAAUACUUCUGCAGCGAUGCCGAUAUGCUAGUCCAUUAGAGCUUGAGGCUCGACAUUUGUCACUCGAUAUUGAUGGUCCAUUAGAAAUUCUAGCUCCUCGACCCCGCACGAUAUUAGUCCAAAUGAAAUCAGGACUGAGUCAUCGAAGUAGGGCCAAGUCAAAAUUCUUCUCUUUACGAGCAUUGAGGACAUUCCAAACAAUGACACAUAUGACAAACCUGAAGCAUCUUCGCUAUCUAGAUUGUUCUUAUUCUGAUGUAUCAUCAUUGCCUGAAGCCACUUCUAUGUUGUAUAGCUUGCAAACACUGAAGCUCAUCGGUUGUAACAAUCUCAAUAAAUUACCAGAAGGCAUGAGAUAUAUGAGCAGUCUUCGGCACAUCUUCCUCGUUGGGUGUCGUUGUUUGGAGCGCAUGCCAAAAAGUAUUGGUCAGCUAAAUUCUCUACAAACACUGACGAAUUAUGUCAUUGGGAGUGAUGGAGGUCGUGGAAUUGAUCAACUGAAAGAUUUGAAUCUAGGUGGUGCUCUUUCUUUGACUGAGCUAAGAAGAGUUCAUAGUGCCGAAAAUGCUAAACAAAGCAAUAUGUCUGGCAAACAUAAUUUGAAACGAUUAUCACUCGAUUGGGCACAUGCAACUUCUUAUGGCACACAUGUUGGAUAUGAAGUACAUACUGAUGCAGAAGGAAUAUUAAAAGCUCUUCGUCCCGCCAAAAGGCUUGAAGUAUUAGUGUUAUCUAAUUAUACGGGUGCUAAAUUCUCGUCAUGGAUGCACAACUCUACACUGUUAGAACAUCUUAGUGAACUUUCUCUGACUGGAUGCAAGAACUGCAAGGAUCUUCCACCAUUAUGGCAGCUGCCCUCCCUCGAAUACUUGAGUUUGAAAGGUUUGCAUAGCUUGGCAAGUAUAUGUGUUGGUAAUGAUGAUAUAGACAAUGGGGAAUCCUUUAUUUCUCCACCACCCUUCUUUCCUAAAUUGGAAACCAUGAUAGUUGCUAACAUGCCCAAGCUACAGAGAUGGCACCAGGAAGAGGCAGGACAAGUAGCGGUCGUACUGUUCCCUCGGCUCAAGAAGCUAAACAUUUCCGCGUGCCCAAUGCUAGCAAGCAUGCCCAAGAUGCUCCCAUUGCUUGAAGAUCUACUAGUGAUAGAUGCAAGACACAUCCCCCUUUACCAUCUGAUGGGUCUGUUUGUGCAGUUUAAUCUUGAAUGCAAAGCCAACAUCUCAGUGGAACCUAGAGUUGGCUGGCUGCCUAUUGGUGACUUUCAUUUGUUGAGGCUUGGUGAUUCUUAUAUGAGACUGAGGCUCAAGGGUUUGAUGGACAAUGUAGGGCGUUUUGAAGAGGAAUUGUACAGAAUGCCUUGCAGAUUUAUUAAAGAUCUGGAUAUAACAGAUUGCGGCUGUCUUUUUUCACCUGAACCAUCCCAAAUACAACAAAAUAUAUGGAAUCAUUUUGGUUUUGUUGAAAGUAUGCGAAUUACAGCCUGCAAUAAUAUAGUGCAAUGGCCAGUAGUUGAAAUCAGAAACUUGAACCUUCUUCGACUUCUACACUUAUCUUUUUGUUCCAACUUAACUGGUUCACUUCCAUCAACAAUAUCCGAUGAUGAAAAUGUCAUACCUCCUCAGCUCCAGCAUCUAGAAAUUGAAUUCUGUCUAAGUUUGGUUGAGGUACCAAAACUGCCUGCAUCUCUCGAAAAAUUGAGCAUUGAUUUUUGUCCCAAGCUGGGGUCCAUGCCAACAAUUCUUGGGAACGUCAAAAACCUGAGAGAUCUCAGGUUGUCAGAUUGCAACGCCUUGACGACAUUUUCUGAUGGAAUGUACGGAGUCACUGCACUCAGGACGUUGGUGAUGGAGUGGUGCCCAAUGAUAGAGACACUACCGGAGGGACUCCUGCAGCAACUCCCAGCCCUGGAGGAACUACAUAUCAGAGACUGCCCCAACUUGGAGGAGGACUUGUUAAGCGGAGGCGCUGACUGGAAUUUGGUUGAAGCAAUUCCAAAUAGAUCAGUUGGCAGAUCCAUGCCCUGA